AUGGCGCUGUGGGAGGAUUUCGAUCAUAUCUUCAGCUUCAACAAGAAAUACCAUUAUGAUGCCAAAGUCAUCGAUCAGAUUGUCCACAAUCGCAAGGCUCUAGAGAACUGCCUCUUUGCCGAUCGGCUUCUGGGCCUGCUCGGCAUCAAAGGAGUGACGAAGGUCUACCCGCCGAAGACAAAUGCCGACCUCCGAUCUCUAUUUAACCACAUUGUCUCGUCCGAGCUCGACAUCCAUCACAAGCAAGCCUUGAUCUAUUACAUCCUCAAGGACUGUCGCAGUGCGCCAGAUGCUGCAGAUCAGUUUGCGCAAACAUGCCACUUACCUCAGAAGUAUCAGCUCUUCAUUGACGGCCUCUGGAACAUGGACCGUCUAGAAUUCAGACGCGCACUCGAUUACCUCGCCGACCCCUCACUCAUCCCUACCUUCCCCGACGAGAUCCUUUAUGCUUUGACCCUAUCUCAGCUCCCCAAGCACGAUGACAGCCUGGCAAUUGCGUAUUACCUCACCGCCGCGCCGCCACUGGCAACUGAGAAGGUGCAACGAGCAUUUUUUGAAGUGAUGUGUCGGUCCAACGUUACGGAAGCAUUCUACUUCACCCGCAAAUACGAUGAAUUCCACCGUCGCAGCUUUUUCGAGCAGCUGAUUGAGUUCGUUCACAAGUCUGGGGCCGGUCAGACACGGAGCAAGCGUGCCAUGGAAUUAGUUGGGCUCCCGCUGGACGAGGAUGAGGAGUGCUGGUUCGAGGAGUGCUUGUUGCAAGGAAAUGCAAGCUCCCUGCCUGGUGCAAAGGACACUGUCAUGAUGCGAAGAUUGGCAAUCGGGCAGAUGGACGGUCUUGGGGCUGAGUUGGAGUCCUUGGGAGGCAAGAAGGUGGAUGGGCUGAACUGGGAUGAUCUGAGGGAAAGCAUGCGACACACGCAGACCAUAUACCCGGAGUGA
Messenger RNA from Penicillium cinerascens, 942 nucleotides. Its product is annotated as ELYS family protein. Bases 1 to 942 code for a protein of 313 amino acids. The record is from RefSeq and is a predicted model, not a curated record. Lineage: Eukaryota; Fungi; Ascomycota; Eurotiomycetes; Eurotiales; Aspergillaceae. The transcript is spliced from 3 exons.